Carcharodon carcharias (great white shark) is the source of this 3391-nucleotide messenger RNA. RefSeq names its product UDP-N-acetyl-alpha-D-galactosamine:polypeptide N-acetylgalactosaminyltransferase 1 (gene galnt1). NCBI's taxonomy places the organism in Eukaryota, Metazoa, Chordata, Chondrichthyes, Lamniformes, Lamnidae. Bases 456 to 2129 code for a protein of 557 amino acids. The transcript has 12 exons. Gene Ontology annotation, cellular component: Golgi apparatus. The record is from RefSeq and is a predicted model, not a curated record.
AUGUCACGGCGGUGAUCAGGCCGGCGGCGGGAUGGUGUGUGCUUGCGCUCCUCGCACCGUUUCUCCGUCGUGUGGAGCUAAUUCCCCACCGAGAGUAAUCUGUGAGCGGAGUGAUCGAGACACAUACCUGCCUGCCUCUGACCUGCUGCCUCUCACACGGACAUUCCCCACAGUCAGAUCCAGCGGCGGCCUCUGAGGAAAGGGAGAAGACAACCCAAUUGGCGGCGGCUGGCCGCCUCCAACAAGGGCAUUCACUAACUCCUGACCGCUUUCAACUCUUUCUGCGGAGUGAGGUCUCAAUGAAGAUGUGUCAUUAAACAGGAAGGAGAGAGAGAGAGAGAGAGACAGAGAGAGUCAGUCCAUCUAUCCACACCCAGCGAAAAACAGGUGCUGUGACAGCGUUGUCCAACAGCUUGCUGAAUUGAAUCUACUUCUGCACUAUCUGAAUCAGUACCAUGAGAAGAUUUGCAUAUUGUAAGGUGGUUUUGGCCACCUCAUUGGUCUGGAUGGUACUGGAUAUGUUCCUACUGCUUUACUUCAGUGAAUGCAACAAGUGUGAAGAGAAGAAAGAACGAGGCCUACCUGCUCGUGAAGAUGUAAUACAGAAGCCACAAGAAGGACCUGGAGAGAUGGGGAAGCCUGUAAUAAUUUCUAAGGAAAAUCAAGAAAGAAUGAAGGAGAUGUUUAAAAUCAAUCAGUUCAACUUGAUGGCAAGUGAUAUGAUAGCACUCAACAGAACUCUGCCUGAUGUUAGGUUAGAUGGAUGUAAAACAAAAGUAUAUCCUGAUGGCCUGCCAAAGACAAGUGUGGUGAUAGUUUUUCACAAUGAAGCGUGGAGCACUCUGUUACGCACUGUGCACAGUGUGAUAAACCGGUCGCCACGGCAUUUAUUAGAGGAGAUUAUCCUGGUGGAUGACGCCAGUGAAAGAGAUUUUUUGAACAAGCCUUUAGAGAAAUAUGUGAAGAAAUUGCAAGUACCAGUUAGGAUUUUCCGCAUGGAACAGCGCUCUGGUUUGAUCCGAGCAAGACUGAAAGGGGCAGCGGCUUCUACAGGACAAGUGAUCACAUUCUUGGACGCACAUUGCGAAUGCACAAUGGGCUGGUUGGAACCACUACUAGCAAGGAUUAAAUUAGACAGGAGUACUGUGGUGUGCCCAAUAAUUGAUGUGAUUAGUGAUGACACAUUUGAGUACAUGGCAGGGUCAGAUAUGACCUACGGUGGAUUUAAUUGGAAAUUGAACUUCCGCUGGUAUCCUGUACCUCAGCGAGAGAUGGACAGAAGAAAAGGAGACCGAACUAUUCCAGUUAGAACUCCCACUAUGGCAGGAGGACUGUUCUCAAUAGACAGAGAUUACUUUGAAUUAAUAGGAACAUAUGAUGCAGGCAUGGAUAUAUGGGGAGGAGAGAACCUGGAAAUUUCUUUCAGAAUCUGGCAGUGUGGUGGUACUUUGGAAAUUGUUACUUGCUCACAUGUUGGCCAUGUAUUCCGUAAAGCUACUCCUUACACUUUCCCCGGAGGCACUGGGCAGAUAAUAAAUAAGAAUAACAGGCGGCUCGCAGAGGUCUGGAUGGAUGACUUCAAAAAUUUCUUCUACAUUAUAUCACCUGGUGUUACAAAGGUUGAAUAUGGAGACAUAACAGCACGCAAAACAUUAAGACAAAAGCUGUCUUGUAAACCUUUCUCUUGGUUCCUGGAAAAUGUUUAUCCUGAUUCCCACAUUCCAAGGCAUUAUUUCUCCUUGGGAGAGAUCAGAAAUGUAGAGACAAAUCAAUGUCUGGAUAAUAUGGCAAGAAAGGAAAAUGAGAAAGUGGGAAUAUUUAACUGUCAUGGUAUGGGAGGCAAUCAGGUGUUUUCCUACACUGCAAACAAGGAAAUUAGAACUGAUGACUUGUGCCUAGAUGUGUCCAAACUUAAUGGCCCUAUCAUGAUGCUGAAGUGCCAUCAUCUGAAAGGCAAUCAGCUUUGGGAACAUGAUGCUGUGAAAUUGACACUGUUACAUGUGAACAGCAACCAGUGCUUGGAUAAAUCCACAGAGGCAGAUAGCCAGGUGCCCACCAUGAAAGAUUGCAAUGGGAGUCGCUCACAACAGUGGAUUCUGCGUAACGUCACGCUCCCUGAGGUUUUCUGAUGGAUCAGCUCUGAAGAUUUAAUGGGCUACCUCUGUGCACCUUACUGCUAGAUUCGUACUUCAAAUGAACUUUUAUUUUAGCAGCUAAUAGGCUCCUCCUCUGAGCGUGUGGACUCAUUUUGAAGGAUGUUCAACACAAAAGCUUUUGGUCCUAGAACUACAUUCCUUCUUCAUGGUUUGAGACUACAGACUCUGGAAAAACUGUGCAUACUGAUGUUUACAUUGUUUCUAACUGAUUUAAAAAGGGGAAAGUGGGGCUGACAAGAUUGUUUAAAUCUCAACGAAUGAACUUGCACUGUUCAUUAAGCAAAUAUGGUUUAAUCUAGGAAAUGGUCCCAACAUAUCACUAGUUUUCUGUGUCAGCAGCAUAUCAUUGUAAUUUAAUUGCACAAUUGUUGUAUUUGUCUGAAAUCGUGACACAACCCCAAAAAAUGCCCAAAAUAUCUCUGAAUAUUUUGGUUUUUCCGUGGUAACCAACAUUACAUAAUAUCAGAGCAAGAGUACAAUGAAUAUAUAUCAAACACUCAUUUAAAUCACUUUUGUAUGAAAAAGAAUCUAUUUAACAGGGACAGAAUUCAUGAAAAAAAUGAAUAAUACAAUUAUGAUAACUUUAAUUUUUGCGUAGAUUUUUAUACCUCAAUGAAGAAUUAACCAGUUCUGAUUUACAAAUUGUGAACAUUCUGUUUUGUUUGGAUUAGCAAUUGUUUCAGUUAACCUUUAAUAUGGCAUAACAGGAAAGUAGAGGCCACUUAGGAAACUGUGCAAAGUUGUUUUUUUCUUCAGCUAUCUUAUUUUGUGUCAUUUUUCUCUUUCGUAAUUUCUCACCCUGGUCUUGCAGACGGUUGAAUCUUGUUCUUUUUGGCUCCUUCCCAAAUUAUUCUCCAACAACUGCUGCUAUGAACCAGUCAAGGAGCAUUUUGCUAACCAGCUUCUGAAAGAUAGUGAAUAAAUGUUUCUGUAUAGUUUGUAUUCUCAAUGAACAAUGCAUUUGCUCAUAAUGUUAGGAAUGUGUGUGGCCUAGGUUCUCUUGGAUGUAGAUUUUCUUUUUUUUUCCUUUUUAUAUAUUUUGUUUUAUAAAACCAAUUAAAUUCACUAUAAUAAAUGCUCAUUCAUCAUUUGGACUGAGUUGCAGCUGGAGUUUUUACAGGAAGAAGUCUUCACUCCGUCCAUAUACCAGCUUACCACUCCAUCAUUUGCAUAAUUACACUAGAUUCUGUGAAAUACUGGUGAUUGCUUUUUUCCUAAUAAAAUUUUGAAAAUGG